GCAUUUAUAUAAAGAAAACAGUAUGUAUUAGCGUGAUUCUACAGUUUUAAAGUGUGUACGUUUUUAUUAUAGAAAUCUAAACAGCACCACUCAGCGUCCAAAGCAGUAAUGGAACAUUUAAAAAAAAUGUUUUUUUAGGUUGUUAAAAAAAUCAUCUGGAGGAAAAAGUACUAAAGGUAUCUUGAGGUGGGGACAAUGAAUCGGAAUGCCUGCAAAACAUUGAUAAGAGAACGGAAAUGAAAUAAAUGAAAGGGAGAACGAAGAAAGUCGGCCACAAAGUGCAUGCCUUCAACCCCCGUAAGAAUUCUGUCUGAUUUCACUAGUCUGCAAAAAUUCAGGGAGAAAAAUAAAGCCUGCGAGGGAGAAUUUUUCCUUUGUACGACUGUUUGGAUGGGACCCUGCAAGUGGUACACAGGAAAAGUAUUGUGUUAGCACUGGAGUGAACGUUUGAGCUCUGCUUUUUAACUGGCCUAAGUGAACAGAGCUGACAUUUUCAGGCCCGCUUGUUUUUUCAAUGAAAAUGUUUCAGACAGUUCCAGACACCUCGUCUUACGUCAAGGAGGCAUUGUCGGUGGUGAGUGACGACCAGUCUUUGUUUGAGCCCCCCUACGCCGCUGCCCAGUUGCCCAAGCCAGACAUGACCGCCUCAGGAACCCAGGACUAUGUGCAACCCCACAAGAUCACCCCCUUACCCCCCCAGCAAGAAUGGAUACACCAGCCGGUCCGAGUCAACGUCAAGCGGGAGUACGAUCACAUGAACGGCUCCAGGGCAUCCCCCGUCGACUGCAGUCUCAGCAAAUGCAGUAAACUGGUUGGAGGGACGGAUGCGGCACAGAUGAGUUACGGCAGUUACAUGGACGAGAAGAAUGGGCCCCCACCUCCUAACAUGACCACAAACGAGAGGCGAGUCAUAGUUCCUGCAGAUCCAUCUUUGUGGUCGCAAGAUCACGUCCGACAGUGGCUGGAGUGGGCUAUCAAAGAGUACGGACUGCUAGAGAUCGACACAUCGCUGUUCCAGAGCACAGACGGGAAGGAGCUCUGUAAAAUGAACAAGGAAGACUUUCUGAGGAUCACGUCAGUGUACAACGCAGAGGUCCUGCUCUCACAUCUCAAUUACCUCAGGGAAAGCAGCUCCUCGUUGUCCUACAACGCCCCGUCUCACACUGAACAGUCCCCACGCCUGGCAGUCAAGGAAGAUCCCUCCUAUGAGUCAGUGAGGCGACCGCCGGGGUGGACUAACAGCAUGCACAGUGUAAAAGGCUCUCCAGCAGUCACACAGAACGUUUCCAAGAGCUCUGAGCAGCAGAGACCACAGCCAGAUCCCUACCAGAUUCUGGGUCCCACUAGCAGUCGAUUAGCAAACCCAGGUAAGACAAGGAGUGGGCAGAUCCAGCUGUGGCAGUUCCUGCUGGAGCUCCUGUCGGACAGCUCCAACGCCGGAUGCAUCACCUGGGAGGGGACCAACGGGGAGUUCAAGAUGACGGACCCGGACGAGGUGGCGCGUCGCUGGGGGGAGCGCAAGAGCAAGCCCAACAUGAACUACGACAAGCUGAGCCGCGCCCUGCGCUACUACUACGACAAGAACAUCAUGACCAAGGUGCACGGCAAGCGCUACGCCUACAAGUUCGAUUUCCACGGCAUCGCCCAGGCCCUGCAGCCACACCCCACCGAGUCCUCCAUGUACAAGUACCCCUCGGACCUGGCCUACAUGCCUUCCUAUCACGCCCACCAGCAGAAGGUGAACUUUGUCUCCCCACACCCUUCCUCCAUGCCCGUCACCUCCUCCAGUUUCUUUGGCGCGGCUGCCCCCUACUGGAGCUCCCCAGCUGGAGGGAUCUACCCCAACCCCAAUGUGCCUCGGCACCCCAACACCCACGUUCCGUCCCACCUGGGCAGCUACUACUAGUGCUGUUCGGACCUGCACUCAAUCCUGGAUUCCUCUUCUGGAAAAUCUUUGAACUUGUGAACAAAAAAAAAAAAAAAUGAAAAAAAAAACUGGAUUAAUCGUUCACUUAGAAAUGGAAUACUACUUAUUCACCUGUAGAGCGGUUGUUUUAUGUUUUGUGUGUGUGUGUGUUUUUGUGCUCUUCUGGACUGGAUCUUGGGCCAGUAGCAAUGGUUUUCAGGAACUCUUCAGUAUUACACAGACUGGUGAAGGUGAUCGCUGGGCACUCUCGUUGAUCAUCCCAAGACAUGGACCCAACUGCAAAGGGUCUCAAGCAGGACCAAGUGCUGUAACUCCUUAGAUAGUAAUAGCCAUCUACAUGAACCUAUACCUUUCAAUGGGAAGAUCUAAGAUUUUCAAUCGUCUUACAUACUUCUUUGCAUGGAAUUCUAGAGGGCAUCUCAGUGAAGUUUGGUUGGCAACUGGAAGACUUAAUCUUUUUUUUUUUUUUUUAAUACUGAGGUGUCAUCCAAACUGGAAUUUUCAAAACCAGCAAAGGAAACAUCUCCAGAGGCUAUGAAACACCGUCAUAAGAACAUACGAACCAUUGGUCUUCAAUGUUCUGAACCCAGAUCUUUAUGGCACAUGUCCUAGGCUCCAUGAAGUAUCCUCUUCUAUUUAGCCUUCAAGGACUGUGUUCCAGGAUUGUGUUCUAAAGCAACCUGUGUUCUGGAACCCACUCCAGAACACAAGCCUUUUGAAGUCUGCAAUGAUACUGAUGGCAUUCUAGACCUUUCACUGGAGAUCUCCGACUCUCCAUCUGAUUCUUGACCUCCGCUCAUGUUCUUAAUCUUAAACACUUUCCAAGACGGAGUGAACUUUCUUAGGAAGAGGAUUCCUCAAAAGGACUACGAUGCCAAGUACGGACAUCAGGCCAUGAACCGUUGAAGCUAAAUAAGUUACUAAAUAAAUAACUAAAUGAAAUAAAAGCAAAAAAAACAUGAGGCUGAAAAAGAAGUCUUCAGAUUCGCGAGCGCUGUGCGUUUGUCAGACCUAUUUUUUUUUUUUUUUUGUUAAAACAUUGGUCAACCACGCGUUAAAGCAAUUUACUGUAUAAAUUAUGCAGAGUUAUUUUCAUAUGUUACACAGUAUUAAAAGAAAAUUAAAUAAACGAGUUGACCUCGGUCACAAAUGCAAUUUUUACUAUCAAAAAAAAUAAAUAAAUCCAUUUUUUAAAACAAAUUUGUACAUCUUUUUGUUUUGUUUUUGUUAAUCUGUACAUUUGGGCUAUAGCUUUUACCGAAUUGUAAAGAAUAUAGAUGAUGAUACAGGAUGCAUUAUUAUCAGUAUUGUGCAGUGGAACCUAAUCAUUAUGUCCCAUCCUUUACAAGCCUCCCCUCCCCCAAAAUUAAAAUAUGCCAAAACCAUUACGAACCAUAAUUCCAAAUUGACAAUCAUUUUUAAGGUAGAAUUUUUCUCCCACUCGCUUGCUCUUCAAGGGCACCAUUCCCUAACUUAAAGCUUCCCAUUCCUCCUUAAAUUCCCUCCCAUUGCCGCGACAUUCUAAAUACGUAGCAUUACAUGAAUAAUUCCCCUCCCUCAUGUUAAGAUGGGGUUAUUCGCUACUUAUAUAUGCAAUGUACUUUUUGGAUAAUAAAUAUAUAUAAUUUUGCAAGUAAUCUUUUUUUUGUCAUUGUUGUUCUUGCAAUGUAUGAAGUAUAACGCCCACCUGUUGUAAAAGGGCUACGCUGUAAAGAAAAAAAAAAUGUGACAAAAUAAAAAAUGUUUUUUUGUUUUCUUCUAAA
This is a messenger RNA of Acipenser ruthenus (sterlet), 3690 nucleotides long. Its product is annotated as Friend leukemia integration 1 transcription factor-like. Gene Ontology annotation, molecular function: DNA-binding transcription factor activity, RNA polymerase II-specific; sequence-specific DNA binding. Lineage: Eukaryota; Metazoa; Chordata; Actinopteri; Acipenseriformes; Acipenseridae. The coding region runs from base 515 to 1906 and encodes 463 amino acids. The record is from RefSeq and is a predicted model, not a curated record. Gene Ontology annotation, biological process: cell differentiation; regulation of transcription by RNA polymerase II. Gene Ontology annotation, cellular component: nucleus. The transcript is spliced from 10 exons.